Molecule: messenger RNA, 2024 nt
Organism: Striga asiatica
Lineage: Eukaryota; Viridiplantae; Streptophyta; Magnoliopsida; Lamiales; Orobanchaceae
Source: the annotation of a GenBank genome assembly
UUUUAUCUUAUUUGCUAGCCCAUGUUGAGCUUCUUCUACCUCGCUCACUCUGUCAUUAUUAUCAGUUAUAAUCCCCAAAUCCCGACGACUAACAUUUUCUCCUCUUAAAGAACCCUAAUUUUCCCUUUGUCAUCGUCGUUUAAUUCUUAUCCUGUUUUCCUCUCACAUGGAUUCUUUGCUGGCUAAUUACGCCUCCUCAGACGACGACGACCAACCUUCUCCCCGAGUGCUGUCGGAAAAACCAGUGAGAUCCGAGUCCAUAGCCGGAGUCGCUAGAGAUGAAGAAAAUUCUCCUCCAAAAUCUACACCAACACGUGGCGGGAUCUUCAACUCUCUCCCGCCUCCCAAAUCUUCCCUCUUCAAUUCGCUCCCCCCGCCCAAAUCGAAGCCCUUCACUAACCCUAAGCCCCAAAUCGAAUCGGAGCAUCAGAGAGAAGUUAACGGCCGCGACGAGCAAAAUGCUGGAAAUUCGAAUCCCAAACCUUCAUCCGCUUCGCUGUUCUCUUCGCUACCUCGGCCCAAAUCGUCUUCAUCGUCCUCCUCAUCAUCUACUGCGAAAAGGGUUGUUCAGUUUAGGCCUCCCACAAUUGUGAACCCGAGAACAGAUGAAGAUGACGAUUCUGAUGAGGAUGAACACGAAAGUCAGAGGAAGAAAGCGAAAGAGACAAUAUCUACAGCGUCUGCAACCUCAUUCUUGUCCAGUAUUCCGGCACCCAAGCACUCGGCCACUCUCGGCAGCUUGCCUUCGGCAUUGGGUAGGAGAUCGAUGCUGGAAACAGAUACUCGAGCCUCCAUUGCAACUACGGGAAGUGAUUCAGUUGUUGGCCCCGUUAAGCCCAGUGAGGUGAGUCAUGGCUAUUCUGGUUUGAAUUCUGAGAGUGCAUAUUCUGAUGAAAAUGCUGCUGAUGGUAAUUUUGAUUUGGCCCCUGAAAGUGGGAUUAACAUGGGAAUUGAUGUUGGCAUGAAUCACAUUAAUACUGUUAACGACUAUUUUAGUAGUUCAGGUGGUGAAAGCUCUGCAUAUUAUGGUUAUUAUGGCAUUGGUCCCUCGGAAAAUGAAGGGUCCGAUGGAGUUCCUGAUUACCCAUACGGAAAUGGGGAUUAUGCAGCUUAUGCUGGUGGUUAUGGGGAUUAUGAUAAUAAUGCACAGUAUGGAAAUAAUUGGAACAAUAUAACUGGCUUGCCUGAGCCUGAGGUGUCGGGAGCUGUUGAACCUUCUUUUCCGAUUCCUGGCAAGAGGGGCCGGAAAGAUGUUCCACCUCAGAUAAUUGAAGUGAAGCAGGAUGAGUUGAUAAAAAACCGACCAAGGGAGGAUCAAGUUAAAAUGACUGGGGUAGCGUUUGGCCCUGCAUAUCAGCCAGCUUCAACCAAGGGUAAGCCCACCAAGUUGCAUAAAAGAAAGCAUCAAAUCGGCUCUUUGUAUUUCGACAUGAGACAGAAAGAGAUGGAACUUGCCGAGAGACGUGCCAAAGGUUUUCUUACCAAAGCUCAAACGCAAGCCAAGUACGGAUGGUGACAUCAUCCAUCUGUUUGCGCAGGGCUGUAAUGUGCUAAUUGUAAAAUAUUGUCCUUGAAAUUUGGCCUAAUUGCAAAAGACACCAACUGGUCUUUAUGAUUACAAUGACAUACUCGAUUAUUUUUUUUUAUUUCACAAAAUGCCAAAAACAUAAACGAGGAGAUGUUGUACCUGAGGUUCUUUUUGCAACUAAGCAAGUUUUCGGGGCAGUUUUUGUAGUUGUGCCUGAUGUAGCUCUCCAAGUUUGUUUUUGGGAAAGUGUCGUUUCUGUUGCAUUGUUUCUUGUGAUUUGCUUAAUAAAAACACUUGAAUGUAUUGCAAUGGUCGUGCAAAGUGGGAAAACCGUAAUUUUUAAUUUUGAGACUUGAAUUUUUGUGUUGAUUCAAUCUGUAAAUCUUUAUUGUAUUGAUAUGAUAUCGUUGAGUGUUCCUUUUGCAAGCAUUUGAUGGUGGAGAUGGGCAAUUUUUUUGCAACAAAAUCACUAUUAUAAUUUCUACCUCUGAAAAAC